UGACAGUUCAUAUGAAAGAUUGAUGGGUUUUCAAUACUAGAUGAUUUGAAGCCACUUUUUUUAAAUUUGGUGAGGAGGGUCUUUGAAGUGGCACUUCAAAGUUGUCAACUUAGGUAUGGUGGGGAAUGGGCUUAGUGUUUGAUAUGCACAUAUUUAUUUAUCAAAAACAUAUGCAUGCAAUGCAAGUGUAACAAGUUAUGGAGUCAUGAAAGAGUUUUUGUUCACUGGUUUACUCAAUUUUGCUGUUUCAUUCUCUUCCCUACACAAUAAUGCCUGCAGGAGCUAGUGCUUUAUCUCAUUUCUUGCAUUACCCUUUUUCUCUUCCUUCCUAUCACUGUUUUUUCUGCAUAGAAAACGUAAAGGAAACGCCUCUAUGCUUCUUCUCACUCUAAAAAUCUCCUAGUGUAGUACUCUUUAUUCAUUCAAAUUCAAAAUUCUCAACUUUUUACUAAUAGCUUUAAAGAGGCUGCUUCUUCAAGCCAAGUAUUUGGUUCCUUCUUUCAUAAAACUCCUUGCCAUUUUUCACUUUACUUUUGAAACUCCAUCUUAGAGUGAAACCAUGAAGGAGAGAAACAAAGGUGUGGAAGCUUACAGCAAUGACAUGGAUUGCUAUUACUCUACCUCUGAACUUCCAUGUAAGAAGCACCCUUCUUCUUCUUCUGUUGGUAUCUGUGCUUACUGUCUCAAGGACCGUUUGGUCAAGCUUGUGUGUUCUGAUUGUGGGGAGCAGAGGCUUUCUUCUUGUUCUUGCUCUGAUGAGAUCUCUUCCCAUCGGAAUUCAUGCACUGUUGAGGUGGGAAGCGUUGGUAGAGUCUCAUUUCUUAUUGAGAAUGAGAAGAAUGAGACCCCAGUUCAGCAUUUGAAUUCUAAGGCCAAAGUGCAAGAUAAAGAGGAGGAGGUUAUGGUGUUGAGGAGAAGCAGCAGCAACUGUGUUGAGAUCAAAAGAAACGGGUUUUGGAGAAUUGGGAAGUUGUUUAGGAAGAAGAAGGAGAAGGACUGUGGAAGGAGCGUUGUUGGUUUUGAUGAGAAAAGUGAGAUGUGGAUGCUUGAUCAUGGGGGUGUCUCCAGGUCCAGGUCUCUCUGCAGCUUCAGAGGUGGGGGGUUAUUUGGAUCUGAGGAUGGUGGAGAUUCUCUGCUAUCAGGUGCUAGAAGCUCUAUUUCUGCAGCUAGGAGUUCUGGUGUUAAUGGGGGUUUGAUGUUAGAAUCUGGGAGGAGAAGUGGAUACAGUGAAGCAGAACCAAGAAGGAGUGGUUUUGAUGGGGAGAGGAGAGAGUUCCAAUUUGAGUCUGAAAAUUGUAAUGAUCACAAGGGUGUGAAGAAGGGUAGCCUAAUGGAUGUUGAUGGGGGUUUCUAUGGGGUAAAUAGGCGUGUCUUUUCACUCCGAGAGAGUGAUUUCAAAGGCAUGGAUGAGUCCAGUUUCAUUGACUUGAAGCUUGAUUAUUCAUCAGAAUCAAAGCAAGAGUUCUCUGCUGCAAAGAUGAGUAACCUGGCUGAUACCCUCUCAGCUUUUGGCAGCACAAGAGGUGGGAAUUUCAUGGCACAUGAUGGUGGAUGUUCUUAUGGGGGUUUGGGAGGGGAUGGAGUUUUACCAAGUGGAGGUUCAUGUAGGAUCACUGUGAAUGAUAGAGGAAUUAAAAGGGGAAGGAAAAGCAUGAAGGGUUGGAGAUGGAUUUUCAGACAUCAUUCAAACUGGGGAAGCUCAAGGAAAAGAGAGCAAGACCUUAUGUUCAAAACCUGAUACAUCUUUCUGUGUAGUUUCACUAGGCUAGUCUUAGUUUGUGGUUUAAAUUGUCUUUAGUUGAUCAUUAGCCAUUAUCUUUCAUUUUGUGUACUAAUGUUUUUUUUCAGUAAAUGCUUAAUA
Messenger RNA from Gastrolobium bilobum, 1861 nucleotides. RefSeq lists its product as uncharacterized. The transcript has a single exon. The record is from RefSeq and is a predicted model, not a curated record. NCBI's taxonomy places the organism in Eukaryota, Viridiplantae, Streptophyta, Magnoliopsida, Fabales, Fabaceae. The coding region runs from base 560 to 1738 and encodes 392 amino acids.